AUUUACCAAAAAUUAACAAAAUCUAAAAUACUAAUAAAUACAAAAAGAAGGAAAAAAAUUGUUUACUUUUUGAGAGUAAAACAAAGUUGGCCAAGUUAAAAACCACAUCCAUCCAUCAUUUUUACUAAUACCUUCCUCCAUUGACAAAAGAUUUCUCUCCUCUUUCGAAUUUGUCUCUCCUUUUUCAGCUCUCUUCUUCUUCUUCUUCCAGUUUCUUUCAAUCUCUCCGGCCGCUUAACCCUAGCGCGCCGCCGGAGGUCCUGCGUUCUUAUCCCGUGCUUUCCUCGCCGUCGCCGUCGCCGUCGCUGCAGAACUCAACAGAAUUGAAGCAUAAGAUGGUGGAUACCGAAAUGCAAGAGCAAGAUGUGACUUUUGGUGCUGAAGAUGUCCUUGUUGAGACAAAGUAUUUAGAGGAAGAACCUUUGGAGCCAGAAAAUCAUCAGAACCCUAGUGAAAUCCCUCAGCCCCUUGUUCUUGGAGAUGGUCAGGCUAAUAAUGGUCAUGGGAUGAAUGGUGGUGUUGGAGUUGUUGACCACUCUGAAAGGAAGACUCGUAAGGUGCAAAUCUUGAGUCCUAAGACUGAAGUUGAAAACACCAGAAAGCGGAAGACUUGGCUGCUGGAUUCUGAGGCACAGGGAAUUGAUGAGGCAGGGACACCAGUAGAACAAGUGGCGUUUCUAAGAGAAGUGGAGGCCUUUUACAAGGAGAAUUUCCUGGAAUUUAAACCUCCUAAGUUUUAUGGACAGCCUUUAAACAUUCUCAAGCUAUGGCGAGCAGUCGUUAAUCUAGGUGGAUAUGAAGUGGUCACCACAAAUAAGCUGUGGCGGCAAGUUGGAGAAUCCUUCCAUCCUCCCAAGACAUGCACAACAGUCUCCUACACAUUCCGCAAUUUCUACGAGAAGGCACUUUUGGAGUACGAAAAGUGUUUAAGGAAAAAUGGUGAGCUUAACCUUCCUGGUUCAACAUUGCCUCUGUCUUCCAGCCUCGAGAAAGAGGCAAGUAGCCAUCAAGGUCCAGGGUCAGGCAGGGCACGAAGAGAUUCUGCAGCUCGUGCUAUGCAAGGUUGGCAUGCGCAGCGCCUUGUUGGAUCUGGAGAGGUUUCUGCGCCUGUUGUUAAGGAUAAGGGCUUAAACUCAACCCCAAAGCAUAAGAAACUCAAAAGCAUUGGGCUACAAAAACACAAACCACAAAAUAGCAUGGACCUUUUUGUUUCAAAUGAAGCUGACAAACAGUCGGCUGCUGAGGUUGUUGAUGUUGGACCCCUUGCUGACUGGGUGAAGAUCAAUGUCAAAGAAACUAAGGAUUCCUUCGAGAUAUUUGCCUUGGUACCUGGACUUCUUCGCAAAGAGGUUCGAAUUCAAUCAGAUCCUGCGGGAAAGGUGGUUAUAACAGGCCAGCCAGAGCAGCUUGACAAUCCUUGGGGCAUUACACCCUUCAAAAAGAUUGUUGACUUAUCAGCAAGAAUCGAUCCGCUUAACACAUCUGCGGUCAUGAGCAUGCAUGGCCGGUUGUUCAUACGAGUUCCGUUUGAGCAGUGAUGGAUGUCAAGAGUGAGCUGGUCAUUUGUUCUUGGUUUCUUCUAGGAAUUCAUCAUAUGUUUCAGAACCAAAUUGUUAGGCGGCUGAAGCAGUUUUGUAACUGUGAUCUGAGUCUGAAGACUGAAGUUAGGAACAUGCAAACAAACAUUUGAUCUUACUGUAAGAUUUGUCUUUUGUAAAAUUUGAGAUUAGUAGGAGAAACUGCUCUAAAUCUUAGUUUAAAUCCAUUUAGGAUGCAACCAACAAUGAUGAUUGAAUGAUAUGCUUUUCUUAUACAUGUUUUUUUUUAUAUA
This is a messenger RNA of Arabidopsis lyrata subsp. lyrata, 1831 nucleotides long. RefSeq names its product AT-rich interactive domain-containing protein 6. The record is from RefSeq and is a predicted model, not a curated record. Gene Ontology annotation, molecular function: DNA binding. Gene Ontology annotation, biological process: regulation of transcription by RNA polymerase II. NCBI's taxonomy places the organism in Eukaryota, Viridiplantae, Streptophyta, Magnoliopsida, Brassicales, Brassicaceae. The transcript has 14 exons. Bases 336 to 1538 code for a protein of 400 amino acids. Gene Ontology annotation, cellular component: nucleus.